AUGGCGUCUGAUGGAGUCAAGAUGAGGCAGGAGAUGCCGCCCAAAGGUGGCUAUCCCAUGGUAGAAUAUCAACGAAAUUUGCCACGGAGAGGUGUCUCUGGAGCAGCAAUGAUCAUUGGUAGUGCUGCAAUUAUGUCAUUUGGAUUCUAUCUAGUAAUUAAAGGCAAUCGACAUCGAAGAGUGCUAAAACAAGAAAGACUAGAAGCCAGACACUUUGUAAGGCCGUUAAUACAAGCAGAAGAAGAUAGAAGAAUACUUCGCCGUCUCAAAUGUUUAGAAUAUGAGGAAGCGAAAAUUAUGCAGAAUGUACCAGGAUGGGUUAUAGGUGAAAGUGUUUAUCAUACCGAUCGAUGGGUGCAGCCACCUGCUGAACAAUUAUCUAGAUUUUGA
This is a messenger RNA of Trichoplax adhaerens, 390 nucleotides long. RefSeq lists its product as uncharacterized. NCBI's taxonomy places the organism in Eukaryota, Metazoa, Placozoa, Uniplacotomia, Trichoplacea, Trichoplacidae. The coding region runs from base 1 to 390 and encodes 129 amino acids. The record is from RefSeq and is a predicted model, not a curated record. The transcript is spliced from 3 exons.